Molecule: messenger RNA, 5202 nt
Organism: Cinara cedri
Lineage: Eukaryota; Metazoa; Arthropoda; Insecta; Hemiptera; Aphididae
Source: the annotation of a GenBank genome assembly
CCUGUUACCUGUAUGAACGUUAGUAUAACUAGUUAAUAGAACACUGUAUUACUAUAAUCAAUCUGUAGUAUGGCAAAUACUUCAGAAAUUUAAACAGACAACAGUCAACAGUAUAAAUUACAGUCACAUUAUAAGGCUUAUAGUGCCUUUGUAUAAUAGUCUUGUCGCCGUUAUUUAUAUUUAAUAUUUACGCGUGUUACGCGGUUGUCGAGCUUUUUUGUUAGUGGAACGUCAUGUUGGAAUUGGACAGCAGCUGUACGCCGCCAAAAUGGAAACGGCCAGAAGAUGUGAUGAAGAUGCACCGUAUGAAGAUGAAAAAACGUGCCCUACAAAAUCGAUUUGUCAAAUCGAUGGAAACCGCAUCGUCUUCACAAAUUCCAAAAAUUGAUCCAGUAGGCCGGAUGGUUGUGCAAAGAUCUCCGUCCAAAAACCCGUUUAGGUGAGCGUAAUACAUUUAUUCUGUUAUGAUGGGAUCAAAUAAUAUGUAACCACUUGAUUAUUUGUAGACGAAAAACGCCAGUCAAGAAUAAGCCACAGGUGGACCCUAGACUGGCAUUGAAAAGAGCCAGAGUUGAGUACAGUGACGACAAUGCGUGCACAUCCAACCUAUCCAAAGUAUUACGAGACUGUGAGUCCAUUCCAUCUGUUUCACAGUUUCAUGCUCUAGAUGAAAGCGUUAUCUCAUUUGUAGACGUUCUACGCACUGUUAAACCAGUGACUGUUAUUGAAGAAGUAAUAAAUACAUAACCUAUUAUUUGAUGCUUUUACUUUAAAUUUGUACCAUUACUUUUAGGAAAUUAAAGAAAUAGUAGGCAAAUCAGACUUACCAGUUGACUGGACAUUACGAACUAAAGUACGUUUUUUAUCUCCAAAUACAUUUCCAUGGAGCCAAAAAAUUAAAACAUGUGAAGAAGCAUCAGCGACAACCGGGUAACUUUAUGACUCACUCUGGCACUUCUAAAAAAUCAAAUUAAUUACUUAUUCUUUAUUUAAAUAUGUAGAUUUGUGAGAUGUCUAGACACUGAUAACGAUGAACAUUCAUUAGAUACUAGUCCAAACAGCAGAUUCCAUCAGUGUUGUAUGGCUUGGCAACAUCCAUCCUUACCUUGGGUGGACCUUAUUCAUAGAGGUCCACGUAUUGCAAUUAGAGAUUCAUCCAAUAAUAUGCCUUCAGUUAAUGCAAAUUCUGUAUUCAGAGAAUCCCUUUUUACCCACUGGAUUGAUAGUUUCCGAUCAUUAUUUCAGGUAAGAUUUGAUAUUUUAUCAAGUUUAUAUAAAAAAAUGUAUAAAUAUUUUUUAAAUUAAUAACUAGUAAUAGUAAUUUUCUACUAGCUUGUUCGAGCUAACCAAUGUCCUUACUUUUAUGUUCUUGCCAAUGCAUUCACAUGUACCUUUCGAGCGUCGAGCAUUGGUGGUUACAAGGAGCUAAAUGCAAUGAUUUAUCCAACUACCCAAGGGCUUAGAGAUAUUCUUAGACGUGAAGGUAUAUCAUACAAAUUAUAUUUUUAACGGCCUUGCUUAAUGUUUUACAAUUGUUUACAUAGACAUAGAGUUCACAAUGCCAUUACUGGAAGAAGAUGAAAAUGGUAGUGAACUAUUUUCUGGGAAAUUAUCAGAAGAUGUCAAAAUUGCAGAGGAUGAAGAACCCGAACGGUGGUUAGAAACAAUGGGUGCUGAACAAUCUGAAAUUAAACGUUUACAAAGUUCACAGGUACUUUUUUCAAAAGUUUAUUAACUGUAUUAUGUGAAUUAUAAUUCUUCUAUUGAACUAUAUUUUUAGAGUGAACUCGUAUCAACCCGUCAACGAAAAAUAGAUAGUACUAAAGAAUCCUUGGUGCUCGUAACUGGUGUUGAAGCCCAAGCUCUAUUUAAUUGGUUGAUAAAUUGCCGUUCGGCCGUAUCAAAUACAGGACCUCAUGCAGGUAUACCGCCUACACUUUUAGCGCCUGUAGCUUUUACUGGAGCUACCUUAACACCACUUAAAGUAAGAAUCAAAUUAUUUAAUCAAUUUUUAAACAAACUUACACCCAAAAUUUAAAAACAUGUACAAUAUGAAUAACACAUAAAUCUUUAAUAUGAAUCUUACACUUCAUAUAAUUUAAAAUUAAAAAUUUAAUUAACUCAACAGAACUAAAAGAAGAAUGAAGGGUAAUGUUGGCUUAAUAAAGAAAGACCUAUUCCAAAUAUAUUAGUUUGUUUUACAUAAGGGGAUAAGGAAUGGAGUAUUAUUUACAGGUGAAAUUGAGUAUAUGUACAUCAAAGUAUAUUAAAGAAAACUGAAUCAGUAGAGCCGGUAACAAGAUCACUGAUAAAAGAAAUAUUGGCAAGGUUUAUCAGAAAAUAGUUAAUUGGAACCUAUUUAAAAGGAACAGAACUGUAUCAAUGGGAAGGAUAGACUAUUUGUAAAAUAAAGCUCACAAAUACUUAUAUAAUCUAUGAUAUGGAUUAUUACUAGGAAACGGACUUUAAUGCCAUAAAAAAUAAGAAAAAUGUCCUAAAAAAUACGACUUAAUGCCUUAAAAAAAUGCCCUAAAAAACAUUAAUUUUUUUUUAAAUUCAAUAAAAACUAUUUUGAACUUACAACUUUUAAAAAACACAUUAUUAUGAACAAUUUACCUAAUAAAAAAUAUUUUCUGUAAAUAUAUAUAUAAAAAUAUAGUUCAAUUAUCUUCUUCAUCUUCUUUUUACCCUAAAAAUUAUUUCCAAAAAAUUAAUAGGUACCUAUACAAUUUAGGUAGGUAUAUUCGUUAUACUUUUACCUUGUGUUUCAUAAUAGCACUGUAAUCAGAUGCUGCUUAAUAUUCUCAAAUAUAAAUCUUUGACGGUUAUCGACCAGUGUUGUUUUGUAUCUCGAGAGACUUCGUUCCACACCAACUGAUGUCAUAGGGGCAAACUUCAUAUGACCCAUGUCAUCAGCAGUUCUUCAGAUAUUGUAUUAUUUCGAGAUGUUGCUUUUCCUUCCAAAUAUUUAAAAUAUGUUUCGUUGUUUUAAAUCUCAAAUUGUUUUCAAUUACAGCUUCUAAUUUUUUUUAAUGGAUUUUCCGAUACUAUUAUUGUCUGUUCCGAUUUUAUUUUGUACUUAAGUAAUAAUAUUUAUUGCGUCAGCCAAUGAUAAUCCAGAUGUUUCUAAUAUAGUAAUAUAUUUUGGUAAAUUUCCAUAAUUUACUUUGAUAAAUGUCAACUUUAGUUCCAAAUUAUUAUCAUUUAACAGUUUUUGUGCAUUCUCAAUUACUACAGCAUCUUCUUCAUCAAACUCCAUCACAAUUGAUAAUUUUCACAAUAGUAUAUGGCUGCCAAUAACCAUGUACCCCACCUAGUAAGUAUUGGUUGAGGGGGCAUUGGUAUCCCUGGCACCAUUUCUUUGAAUUUCAAUACUUGAGAUGGGCAUUUCAAGCUACUCUGUGUAGAGAAUGUGCCAAACAUAUAACGUGUUCCAUUUUUGAGUAAAAUGCUUUAAUAUUUUUUCCUGCCUUCACCAUAUGAGGUGCUGCAUCACUGAGAAAUAGGAGUACAUUAUCGUCUUUAAUACCCUCUGGCCAUAACAAGCUCAUAGAUUUGUCAAAUAAUUUAGCUACAGUACUAUAAUUUGCUUUUUCUAAAACUUCGACAUUAAAUAAAAAAGUUUUACCGGGGCAUCUAAUUUCUAAAGUGCCGAUUAUGACAUUAGUGACAUAUCGGCCUUCUAUGUCUGUAGUCUCAUCUAUACUCACCCACAAUUUUUUAUUCUCCACGUAGUUCUAAUAGAAUUUAUUGUAUUAUUGUAAGUAUCACCCACAUAGUUCUUUCGAAUUGUGGAUUUGUCUGGAAUAUGUUGGCCGAUAUACUUAGAAAGAAAUUUGCGGAAAUUUUCAUUUUUCAGUUUAAAAAGAGGAAUGUUAGCAGAUACCAUUGCAGUAUAAAGAUCUGUAAUAAAUAUUUUUUGGCACAGUAUUAAAUAAUGUCUGAACAACUUCACUUUUUUUAUUUUUUUUAUUUCUAGUGUACAUAAAUAUUUUUCUCUACUCACAUGUUGUGUUACAGUAAAUUUUUUUUCGGCUGCCACUCUGACCUCACAAAUCUUACAAAAUAGAACGCUUCCACCGGUAGAAAAAAUUGAUUCCCCAUAUUGUUCAACGUAUGAAUGCAAACGACAAACAUCUGAAGUUUUGGCCUUAGGCGUUUUCAAAAACUUUGUGGAAUAAACAAACCUAAACUAAAUAAAUCUACGAAAAUCACUCGAAAACAUUAACGACGAGGCUAUACGCUAUACUAAACGAUGAAGUAAUGACAACUCAACAGUGCAAUACAAAAUUACAAUUUAGAUAAAUAGAUUAUCUUAUCUUUACUUGUAUAUAUGUAUAUACGUGUGUCAACAAUAAUUUCAUCUGGAGUCAGGGUUUAUCCAAUCGGUAAAAACAUAAUAAAUAUUUAUUUAAAUUUUUUAAGAAUGAAUGUUAAUCUACAUUUUUAUCGAAUUUUGUCCAUUCCCAUUCAAAAAUUACUAAAAAACAUAAAAAUGCCCUAAAAAUAUCAAAACAUGCAAAAUAAAAGUUAUAUUUCUUAAUUCCUUGAUGUAUGAAAUGAACUUUGUGCUUGGAAAGCAAUGUUUUCUGACAUUUAGAAAAAAAUGCAAUUUGCAUUCAAAUUCGUUCCCUAAUUAUUACUAUUAUUUAAUAUUAAGACUAGAAUAACAUCUUAAAAAGUAGUUAUUGUUUUAUUAAAUACUUCAGGUGAGACAAAGCAUUGUGAAAGUCGAUGGUCAAAGUUAUAAUUCAAUAGAGGUUAAGGGUCCUGUUAUGCCAGAUGCUGUUUAUAAUUUUUGUGAUUUAUUGUCAAAAUCUUUAAUGAAGUUUACUGCGACAUUUGCAAAUUUAGAGACCACUAAACCUUUUACGUUGGCUUCAGAAUCGAAAAAAGGUACAGAUAAAACAAUUUAUCUAAAUGUUUUCACUUAAAAACUACAUUGUGUAUUUUUGUUUAGAUUGUACAAAUAGUCAAAAGUCUGAAGACAGAGCAAUACAUUUAUUCGGCCAACAAAACCUGAGUGAUUGUGGUCUAAGAGAUAUAGUACUUAAAAAAUUUUGUUUAGCAAAUACUAAAGCAUUUGAUAGUGUAAAAUAUACUAAAGACAAUGGAUAUUUUAUCUCAUGAACCAUUUUUGGUUUGCCUAAUUUUUACAAGAUGAUGUUACUUUCAUUGAUAUAUAAUUAAAUUUUAACGUUU